CUCCGUCAGCGAGAUCUCGCUGCUCAAGCAGAAGAGCUCCUCCACGACGGACGUGGGCGUCAUGACGCAACCCAUCGUGCCCAUCGACCACCCCAUCCUGACGGCGAACGCCCAGAGCCUGGGAGACGAGAAUCUGAUGUACGGACAGGCCCCGUGGGGUCGGUCGGUGGACGUGGACCCCGACGGCCAGAACCGCGUCGCCGCCUCGGGCCGGCCCACCUCCCGCGUGGGGCCCAUGGGGCCGACGCCGCGUCGAAGCCAGCCUGCCGCCACAGUGUCCAACCACAGCGGCGGCCCCGUGAGCCCCGGCCGCUACCUCGCCAACCGCAAGGAGUACGAGGACGACGAGGAGGAGGACUCAGUGGCAUGCUCCUCGGUGUCCGACUGACCUCAGGGGUGCGCCGGGCAGCUGGGCCUGGCGUGUACCCGCGGCUACGACGACGACAGCGACGCGCUGGACGGCGUCCCCCCAGCACCGCAGCCCCCCAUGGCCAGGAGGGGCUCGCAAGGACAAGUACUGCACCGCUCGCCCGGGGCCCGCGUCCCGCAGCCCCAGCAGGGGCCCCCGCACUCGCAAGGGCACUGGGGCUCCCAGGGCGACGGCGUGCACCAAGGACACUACGCCGGCGACGUGCCGCACGCCGGCCAGGGCGGUUUUCGCGGCUCGCAAGGUGACGGCAUCCAUGGCAACCAGAGCCAGCUGCAAGGCCCGCAGCACCAGGGCCCGCCACAUCAGGGCCCGCCACAUCAGGGCCCGCCACAUCAGGGCCCGCCACAUCAGAGUCCACAUCAGGUUCCACAUCAAGGCCCACAUCAGGGCCCGCAGCACCAGGGCCCGCAACAUCAGGCGCCACAGCACCAGGGCUACCAGACGGACACGGCGCACGUCAAGCAGAGCUACAGGAGCUCCCAGCCGGACCACGGGUUCAGAGGGUCGCAGGGGGAAGGGGGCCACGGGGGCCACGGCUCCAGGGGCCCGCAGGGUGACGGCAUGCACGGCAGGGGCUCGCAGGGCGACGGAAUGCACCAGGGUAUGCGCGGGCCCCAGGCUGACGGCAUGCACCAAGGCAUGCGGCAGAGUGACGGCAUGCACAGUCAGGGUAUGCGGGGCUCUCCAGGGGAUGGUAUGCACAGCAAUCAGGGUAUGCGGGGGUCACCUGGUGAUGGAAUGCACAGCAAUCAGGGUAUGCGGGGGUCACCAGGUGACAGCAUGCAUGGAAACCAAGGCAUGCGGGGGUCACCAGGUGACAGCAUGCAUGGAAACCAAGGUAUGCGGGGGUCACCAGGUGACAGCAUGCAUGGAAACCAAGGUAUGCGCGGAUCCCCUGGUGAUGGCAUGCAUGGUAACCAAGGUAUGCGCGGCCCUCCGGGCGACGGCAUGCACCAAGGUAUGCGGGGGUCCCAGGGCGACGGCAUGCACAUGAACCAAGGUAUGCGUGCGCCGCAGAGUGACGGAGUGCAUGGUAGCCAAGGACAUCAGGGUCACCAAGGCCAUCAAGGCUACCACAGCGACGUGCCCCAUGGGAACCAAGGAUUCCGUGGCUCGCAAGGGGACGGCAUACAUGGUGGCCAAGGACACCAAGUGUACCAAAGUGAACCGCAUCACGGCAACCAGGGUUUCCGUGGCUCCCAGAACGACGGCCACCAGGGGUACCAAACUGACGUCCCUCGUGGCAGCCAGGGUCAGCAAGGCUACCAGAGCGACGGUGCCCGCGGCAGCCAGGGCUUCCGCGGGUCCCAGGGCGACGGCAUCCACAGCCAGGGCCACCAGAGCUACCAGGGCGACAUGUCGCACGGCUCGCAAGGCUUCCGCGGCUCCCAGGGCGAGGGGCUCCCGCACAGUCACAUGCAGCAGUCUUACGGAUUCCGCGGCUCCCAAGGCGAAGGGCUCCAGGGCCCCUACGGCCUCCGCGGCCCCGAAGGGAUUCCCGGGUCCUACGGCCAGAGGGGCUCCCACGGGGAGGGGCUGCAGAGCGCCCACACCCAUAGGGACUCCCAGGGGCUGCGCAAGUCGCAGGGCCUGCGGGGCUCCCAGGGCGAAGGACUGCCGGUGUCUCAGGGCAUGCGGAGCUCGCAGGGCGACGGCUAUGGCUCCCAGAAGCUGCACCACCGCUCGCAGGAGCUGCGCGGCUCGCACGGGGACGGCCUGCACCGCGCGCACCCCCCGCCGCCGCAGCAGCCGCCGGGCCCCGGUCACAGUGGCGUGGAGAGGCUCUUCUGAGCGCCCAUCGCCCUUUGCUCAAAGUCCAAGCCCUUGUCCUGCAUCGGUUACCUUCAUUUAGCGUCUGUGUUGUAGCUGUGCAGUGGUGGCUGUAAUUUUCUUUCCUUCCGUUAACAAUAUUGACUGUAAAUAUCUAGAUUUUAAGAGUCUAAAAUUUGAGUUGGGACAAUCCAUGGCGAAAGAAUCAAAACAAUAGAACUGCACGCUUUGUCCCGCCACAAUGUGAGCCUCUGGAAUUGAACGUAGCUCUUGUGUAUACUCGUGUCAGGGUGUUGUGUUAAGGGAGCGCCCCAAGGUUUGACUAAAGUCGGCGUUAAGCCACCGUGAGAACGUGGAUACCCAGAUAUUUGGAAAAAGAUGGUUGUGAAAGGUCAGUAAUAAACUGAUGUUUCUCUUAACUUAUUACGCCUGUGCCAAUAUCUAUGUAAUAUGUGUAAUAUAUGUCGUGUGCAAACAUGUAUGAAUAUACUGUACAGAUAGACCCCACGAGCCUCCUACUCUAUCUAUGUUAGGCCUUUUCUGUGAUCUAUAUAAAUAUUAAUGUCUUAAGCAUCUUCAAUAUUUUCCAUCGAACUUGCCUCCCCGCCUAUUUCGGAGAAGUUUCGCUGUGGGAAAACUACACAUCAAAAACUGUUAUGUAUAUAAAUAUGUAGUAUUUGUAAAUACUUUUAGGGGAAAAUCGUUGACUUUUAUGAAUUUUCCUUUCGGUGUAAUUAAUCCUAUUUUGUUUUUUAUGUCUAUGUGCCUUGAUACGAGCUGUACCCAUCUACCCGACUUCCGAUCUCCUUCUAGGCAGUUCCUACUCUGAAUCCGACCCAAGCAUGUAAACUUCCAAGACAGUUGGUCUCCUUCCGCUUUACGAAUCCUCGAAUCUCGCAUUCUCGACUUAGUUCAUCAAACGCUCAAUAAACUUGGUUUUGUGAUAGAUGUUUUUUUGUGAUAGAAACUUCCUUAGAUAGAAAUAAAUUUCAACGGCGCACAUUGACUGAUGGGGCAAUGUGCGCUCGGAAAAUUGAUGCAAUGUUA
This is a messenger RNA of Thrips palmi, 3247 nucleotides long. RefSeq names its product collagen alpha-1(XXVIII) chain-like. The transcript has 2 exons. Lineage: Eukaryota; Metazoa; Arthropoda; Insecta; Thysanoptera; Thripidae. The coding region runs from base 488 to 2221 and encodes 577 amino acids. The record is from RefSeq and is a predicted model, not a curated record.